Messenger RNA from Rhinocladiella mackenziei CBS 650.93, 873 nucleotides. RefSeq lists its product as uncharacterized. The record is from RefSeq and is a predicted model, not a curated record. The transcript has a single exon. NCBI's taxonomy places the organism in Eukaryota, Fungi, Ascomycota, Eurotiomycetes, Chaetothyriales, Herpotrichiellaceae. The coding region runs from base 1 to 873 and encodes 290 amino acids.
AUGGAGACUGCAGAACCACCAUCAGCAAGGAAGGAAAAGAAGGGUUUGAGAAGGGUCUGGAACAAAAUCAGAGAAAUAUUCAAACACAAACCAACCACCUCCACAGCUCCAUCUACUCAAGCAACUGCGCCAACCACAUCUGUCGCCCCUCCCCCUACAGAGCCUGUGGCCACCUCAAUACCGUCAGUAUCAAUCAAGCCUUCGUUAUCCUCGCUAAUUGUCAGUAGGGAACCGUCGACCGAGCAACCACCAAAGAUCGAAGUAGACGACACGAUUGAAGACUUUGCAGAACUUGUCGAGCCUUCUACGCACCUACCUCCAAAAGAGUCCGCUACCGCUGCUAUAGAAACAACACAAGAUCCGCGAAACGAAUCACAAAUGCGCUUCAACAAAGCCCAGGCAAUCUUUGCUAAGUAUAACCUUGAGCUAAGGGAAUCCGAAUGGGACAUGAGGCCGAAAGUUCCAUAUGAAAGGGUGUCCAAGAAUAUUCGAAUGAGGGUCAAAUAUACCUGCCAUAACUGUUCCACCACUUUCGGCCAUGACAGAGUCUGCAUCGGUUGCCAACACCGUCGUUGUGCACAAUGCUCACGGUAUCCACCGAGAAAGGAUCGGACGAAAUCUUCUCAGAAGACACCCGCGCCUCCACCUGUCGAGUCUACAACUGAAGCACCCCGACCGAGUGGUGAAGGAGCAUGCCAUGAAUGUCAGACGGGCUUCGAACUAGGUGCUCAAGAAUGUCCUAAUUGCUAUCACCAAAUAUGUGAGAGGUGUCUCCAGGAAGCCACAAUUACCGUCGAAAAUACUCCCGGCAGACCGGCAGAACAGAAACCGAUUCAAGAAUCGGCUCAGGAGGGAUCAACCACCACGAUCUAG